AUGUCUGCUAUUAAUCAUCCAAAACCAAAUAAAUUGAAAAGUGAUGGUGGUACUAGUGAUAUUGAUUCAACUGAUACCAAAGUUAAUAGAUUAUUAUCUCCCCAUUUAUCUAUAUUAGAAACUUUACAAUUUAAUAAUGAACAUGAUUAUCAACAAGAUCAAUCAUUAGAUUUAAAUUCUUAUGAUUUUACUUCAUAUCAAUCCCUACAAAUGAAUCAUAUCCCAAGACCAACAAGUUCUGUACUUUCUUCUUCUGAUAUUGAAGAUUAUCAAGAUAUUGAUCAAGAUAUUAAUGAUGAUAUUGAUCAAGAUAUUGAUGAUGAUAAAACUAUUGAAAUUGAUUUAAAUCAAUCAAUUGAUACACCUUCAUUUAUAUUACCAAAUAUGAAUCAAUCAAUUAAUAAUGAACAAAUAUUAAUCAUUGGUUAUAAAAAACAUUUAUUUUAUGAAAAUUUAUCAAAUGAUUUAAAACCACAUUUCACAUUAAAUCAACAAGAACAUCAUAGAAUGGUUAUAAUUUUAUUUAAUGGUUUAAUCAAAAUUGGAAAUGUAUUAAAUUGGUUAAAAUUUCAUCCAGAUUCAUAUUGUAUUCCAAUUUAUCAAAAUUUGAAUCAAAAUAUAAUUUAUAAUAUCUUGAACAAGUAUAAUAUUAAUUUAAUUAUGGAACCAAUUCAUUAUAAUGAAUUAGAUACAUUUCAAUUACUAGGUUCAUUAAACAAUAUACCAAUUGAAUCAAAUCAUAAUUUCAAUCAAUUGAUUAAAAUUGAUCCAACUAUUCAAACUAAUCAAGAAUAUUCUUCAAAGAAAAUUAUAUUAAAAAAUCAAUCAUAUGAAAUAAAUCAUCACCCAAUUCAUCCUUACCACAAUCAUAAAUAUAAAUCAAAAAAAUUAAAUCAUAAACAUUUAAAAUUCAAGAAAUUUUUAUUAUUAGGUUUAAGUUUAUCAAUAGGUAUAGGAAUUGGAAUAACUACAGCAUUAACAAUAACUUUUUUGAAACCAAGCAACAACAAUAAUACAAUAUCAAUAAAACAUGAUACAAAUCCAUCAAUGUCUGCAUUAUCACAUUAUUGGAAGACAAAUUUAAUUUUUUUGAAAAAAAAUGUUGUAUCAUUAACCAAAAUAACAUUAAAUAAAAGUUUUGAUUUGAUUAAUAAAUUUAAUGAUUAUUGGGAAUCUUUAAUGUCAAGAAAUCAUGGUGUUUUUAAUGGAUUGAUUUGGUUUAUUUGA
Hansenula ciferrii is the source of this 1227-nucleotide messenger RNA. RefSeq names its product mitophagy protein ATG32 (gene ATG32). Lineage: Eukaryota; Fungi; Ascomycota; Saccharomycetes; Phaffomycetales; Wickerhamomycetaceae. The record is from RefSeq and is a predicted model, not a curated record. The coding region runs from base 1 to 1227 and encodes 408 amino acids. The transcript has a single exon.